This is a messenger RNA of Paramormyrops kingsleyae, 4231 nucleotides long. NCBI's taxonomy places the organism in Eukaryota, Metazoa, Chordata, Actinopteri, Osteoglossiformes, Mormyridae. The record is from RefSeq and is a predicted model, not a curated record.
CCCAUCUGCGCAGACUCGGGUAGUGUCGCUAGGUAAACAUGCGCUGAAGACGGUCACCGUUUGAUGAAGUGUGGCGCUUACUGGAGCUACAUAAUUAAAGUAACAAAACACACACUAAAACACAUAAUGAGAGCUGUUCCCACAUGGAUUGAUAAAGUACACGACCGAGAUAAGGUAGAGCAAUGUAUUUACGAUCUCACUUUCAAGCCCGAUGGAAAUCAGCUAAUAGUAGCCGCAGGAAACCGGGUGCUGGUGUAUGACACAUCUGAUGGAACACUUAUACAACCCCUAAAAGGACACAAGGAUACAGUGUACUGUGUAGCAUAUGCUAAAGAUGGAAAACGAUUUGCCUCUGGGUCAGCGGACAAAAGCAUAAUAAUCUGGACGUCGAAGCUUGAAGGCAUUUUGAAAUACACACACAAUGACUCAAUCCAGUGUGUUGCCUACAACCCUGUUACACACCAGCUGGCCUCCUGCUCUUCAGGGGAUUUUGGCUUGUGGUCUCCAGAACAGAAGUCUGUAUCCAAGCACAAAGUCAGUAGCAAGAUCACGUGUUGUGGGUGGACCAAUGAUGGUCAGUACCUUGCCUUGGGGAUGGUGAAUGGGGUGGUAAGCAUCCGCAACAAGAAUGGGGAGGAGAAGGUGAAAAUCGAGCGCCCUGGUGGUUCUUCAUCUCCUAUUUGGUCAAUUACUUGGAAUCCCUCAAAGGAUGAACACAACGACAUCCUGGCAGUGGCAGACUGGGGGCAGAGGCUGUCUUUCUACCAGCUCAGCGGGAAGCAGAUUGGAAAGGACCGCAUCCUGAAUUACGAUCCCUGCUGUGUCAGUUACUUCUCCAAGGGCGAGUAUAUUGUCAUGGGCGGCUCUGACAAGCAGGCCUCCCUCUACACCAAAGAUGGCGUUCGCCUGGGCACCAUUGGGGAGCAGAACUCUUGGGUCUGGACUUGCAGAGUCAAACCUGAUUCCAACUAUGUGGUGCUGGGAUGCCAGGACGGGACCAUCGCUUUCUACCAGCUCAUCUUCAGCACGGUUCAUGGUCUCUACAAAGACAGAUAUGCCUACAGGGACAGCAUGACUGACGUCAUUGUACAGCAUCUCAUCACUGAGCAAAAGGUGAGAAUAAAGUGCAGGGAGCUGGUGAAGAAGAUCGCCAUCUACAGGAACCGCCUGGCCAUCCAGCUGCCUGAGAAAAUCCUCAUCUACGAGCUCUACUCAGACGACUCAUCAGACAUGCACUACCGCGUGAAGGAGAAGAUCAACAGGAGAUUUGAGUGCAACUUGCUGGUGGUCUGUUCCCAGCACAUCAUCCUCUGCCAGGAGAAGAGGCUUCAGUGUCUCUCAUUCAACAGUGUGAAAGAGAAGGAAUGGUUGAUGGAAUCCUUAAUCCGCUACAUCAAGGUGAUCGGUGGCCCCCCUGGCAGGGAGGGGCUCCUGGUUGGCCUGAAGAAUGGAGCCAUCCUGAAGAUCUUUGUGGACAACCCGUUUGCCAUCACGCUGCUGAAGCAGUCCACCUCUGUCCGUUGCCUGGACAUGAGCGCGUCGCGCAGCAAGCUGGCUGUGGUGGACGAGCACAACACCUGUCUGGUUUAUGACAUCCACACCAAGGAGCUGCUUUUCCAGGAGCCCAAUGCCAACAGCGUGGCCUGGAACACGCAGUGCGAGGACAUGCUCUGCUUCUCCGGCAGUGGCCACCUCAACAUCAAGGCCAGCAACUUCCCCGUGCACCAGCAGAAGCUGCAGGGCUUUGUGGUCGGCUACAGCGGCUCCAAGAUCUUCUGCCUGCACGUUUACUCCAUGUCGGCGGUGGAGGUGCCGCAGUCAGCUCCCAUGUACCAGUACCUGGAGAGGAAGCUUUACAAAGAGGCCUAUCAGAUUGCUUGCCUGGGGGUGACCGACAGCGACUGGAGGGACCUGGCUACAGAGGCCUUGGAAGGGCUAGACUUUGACACGGCUAAAAAGGCAUUCAUCCGCGUCCGUGAUCUGCGCUACCUGGAACUCAUAAAUAGCAUCGAGGAGAGGAAGAAGAGAGGGGAGAGCAACAGCGAGCUGUUCCUGGCGGAUGUCUAUGCCUACCAGGGCAAAUUCCACGAGGCCGCUAAGCUAUACAAGAAAACGGGCAACGAGGGCCGUGCCCUCAGCAUGUACACGGACCUGCGCAUGUUCGAGUACGCCAAGGACUUCCUGGGCUCUGCAGAUCCAAAGGACACCAGGAUGCUGAUCAGCAAGCAGGCCGACUGGGCGCGCAACAUCAACGAGCCCCGGGCGGCCGCCGAGAUGUAUCUUUCGGCCGGGGAGCACGUUAAGGCUGUGGACAUCAUCGGGGAGCACGGCUGGGUGGACAUGCUGAUUGACUUUGCCCGGAAGCUGGAUAAGGCAGAGCGCGAGCCACUUGCCAAAUGCGCUGGCCACUUUAAGAGGUUGAAGCACCAUGGCUAUGCAGCGGAAGUCUACUCGAAGAUGGGAGACCUGAGGGCACUGGUGUUGCUGCACGUGGAGACGUGUCACUGGGACGAGGCGUUUGAGCUGGUGGAAAAGCAUCCCCAGUUCAAGAACGAUGUUUACGUCCCCUAUGCACAGUGGCUGGCAGAGAACGACCGCUUUGAGGAAGCACAGAAAGCGUUUCACAAGGCUGGGUGGCAGGAUGAGGCCGUGAAAGUCCUGGAGCAGCUGACCCACAAUGCGGUGGUGGAGAGUCGGUUCAAUGACGCCGCCUACUACUACUGGAUGUUGUCCAUGCAGUGCCUGGACAUCGCUCGAGAAACUGAGAGCAAGAAGGAUGACAUGCUGAAGAAAUUCCAGCGUUUCCAGCACCUGGCUGAGCUUUACCAUGUCUACCACUCCAUCCAGCGGUACACCGACGAACCUUUCAGUUCCCAUCUCCCUGAAACGCUCUUCAAUAUCUCCAGAUUCCUCCUACAUAACCUGACCAAAGAGGUGCCACUGGGAAUCUCCAAAGUGAACACCUUGUAUGCCCUGGCGAAGCAGAGCAAGGCUCUGGGUGCCUUCAAGCUGGCCCGGCACGCCUAUGAGAAGCUGCAGGGCCUGCGGGUCCCUGCCCGCUUUCAGGAGUCCAUGGAGCUGGGCAGCCUGACCGUCCGCUCCAAGCCCUUCCAUGAUAACGAGGACCUCGUCCCCAUGUGCUACCGCUGCUCCACCAACAACCCCCUGCUGAACAUCCAGGGCAACGUGUGCAUCAACUGCAGGCAGCCUUUCAUCUUCUCAGCCUCGUCCUACGAGGUUCUUCCCCUGGUGGAGUUCUACCUAGAGGAGGGCAUCAGUGAUGAGGAGGCCGUGUCCCUCAUCGACCUGGAGGUCCCCCGCGCUGAGCAGAGGUCCCCCGCACAGUGGCAGGAGAUGAGCAGUGGCGAAUCCCAGUCCCUGAAGUUGGACACGGGCAUGGACGACCCUGAGGACGACCCCUUCAUGGCAAAGCUCAGCUUUGAGCAAGGCGGCUCGGAGUUUGUGCCGGUGGUGGUGAACAGGGCCGUGCUGCGAUCCAUGAGCCGCAGGGACGUGCUGAUCAAACGGUGGCCAAGGCCACUCAGCUGGCAGUACUACCGCUCCCUCCUGCCCGACGUCAGCAUCACUAUGUGCCCCUCCUGCUUCCAGAUGUUUCACAGUGAGGACUAUGAGCUACUGGUUCUACAGCACAACUGCUGUCCAUAUUGCCGCAGACCCAUCGACGAGCCCAGCUGAGAGAGCAGAGAUGGAGCGACUGUGACUGUGGCUUCCUAUUCUAUUGGAAUAAUAUCCAUUCUAUUAUUAUUAUCAUUAUUAUUAUUGUCCUUAUUAUGUCUUAUUGUUGUUAUUGUCAUUGCCUAACUCGUGCUAUCUCUGUUCUCCCCCUAUUAUCACCAUCCAUUAAAUGAAAUUUCUUUAGCUGAUCAGUGUGAUCGGAUUACAUGGAUCAGGUUUCUCAGGAUUUAUCAAGGAGAUCAUUUCAUUCUGGGAGCAAGACAUGUACGUGUGUUUUCUCUACUUUCUCUUUAAUUCCUUUUACGUGAUUGCCAUUUUUGUAAAUAUAGACUGUUCCACGUGUCAUUUUUGUACAUUAUAGUGUAAAAUAAGCAGUCUGUCAUCAAUGCUCAUGUAUUGUUCUCUGAUUGAUGUACAAGUUCAAAUGUAUUUCUGCAUUUGUUGAUUGCAGGUCAUAUAAAAUGGAAAUUUUGUUAUUAAAAUGAAAUGUAUGACUUCUCUUUGAUUGUGAAUAAAACAUCAGAUCUUUGUUACA